AUGGAUCAAAUGUACAAUCAUAGAAUUGACACCUUCCAAACAAAGUACAAAGUUCUUGAAAAAAUCGGCGAAGGCUCAUUUUCUGAGGUACUCAAGUGUAUGCACAAAUCCACUGGAUUUUUGUAUGCAGCCAAAAGGCUGAAGAAAGUUUACAAACAUGAAUCUUCAAUAUCAACAUGUGCAGAAAUAGUGGCAUCACAAAAAGACUCGUUUACAGGACAAGUUACGUUUAUUUUUGAAUUAAUGGACAUGAGCCUUUAUGAUCAUUUCAAGGUAACGCAUAAACCUGAUGGAAAAAUAAGGGGUUUGUCAGAGCAAAAAUCAAAAGAAUAUCUCUAUCAAGUUUUACGCGGAUUGGAGCACUUGCACAGGAGUGGUUUGUUUCAUAGAGACGUGAAGCCUGAAAAUAUUUUAAUAAAAUUUCCUUCUAUCGAUACUAUGAGGUUGAAAAACAUGAAAACGCAUGAAAUAAUUAAAUUAGCAGAUUUAGGUUCUGUAAGGGGUAUUUACAGUGAGCCUCCCUACACGGAAUAUAUUUCAACAAGAUGGUACCGAUCACCAGAAUGUCUUUUGUCUAAUGGAAAUUAUGGUCCUAAAAUGGAUGUGUGGGCUGCUGGCUGUGUCUUCUACGAAAUGCUAACGUACUCAAUUUUAAUUUAUGAAUGCAAUUUUACUAAGAAGUAUUUUAGGCUUUUACCAAUGUUUCCAGGAGAUAACGAAAUCGAUCAGCUGGAUAAAAUCCAUCAGGUUUUUGGAACACCUUCCACGCAUUUCUUAAACAAAUUGAAAUCUAGAUCCAAAAAUUGUGUAGUAUUUCCAAAAAAACGUGGAACAGGUAUUGGUACAUUAUUAUUACCACAUAUGACUACUAGACAAGCUAAAGCCGUUUUAGAACUUAUGCUUGAAUAUGAUCCUGAUAAAAGAGUAAACAUAAGAAGAUUAUUGAAGAAUUCUUAUUUCGAUGAUAUACGGUAUAAAUUUGAACCAAUCACCAUGGAAGGACAUCAACCCAAGCCGCAAGUAUAUAACAAAAAAAAUCUGAUAUUAAAUCAAAAAGUAAAUAGAAUUGAGUAUUCUGAGGAAUCCAGGAAACGUAGCCAUAGUAAGGGCAGCACUCCGUCUAUUGAAAUUCCAUAUUACACCACUAACAGGACUAAUAGUGGCAAACCUUCUUCGAAACCCACCGCUUUGCCAUUGGUUGACUAUCAACUUUCACGUUACAUGGAAAAUAAUCGAGUGUCUUCAUCUGAAUCAACUAAAAGUUGCGGACUUGGCAAGAUGAGUAGCAUUAGAAAAAGCGUGGAGAUUAUUCUAAAAGCUUCUAGAAAUUCUGAAUCAAGCAAACAGCCAAGCUCAAAAGAAAAAGUCGAUUCUAGAAAGCUUCACUCGAAAUCGCUUGUGAAUACUACUAAGAAAAAGGGUUAUUAUGAAGUUCACCAGCCUUUUAUUAAAGCAAAAAUGCCAAAGUAUGGUGAUAAAAUAUAA
This is a messenger RNA of Ceutorhynchus assimilis (cabbage seed weevil), 1485 nucleotides long. The record is from the annotation of a GenBank genome assembly. Lineage: Eukaryota; Metazoa; Arthropoda; Insecta; Coleoptera; Curculionidae.